Lampris incognitus (smalleye Pacific opah) is the source of this 4335-nucleotide messenger RNA. RefSeq names its product pumilio RNA-binding family member 2 (gene pum2). The transcript is spliced from 23 exons. Gene Ontology annotation, biological process: regulation of mRNA stability; miRNA processing. Gene Ontology annotation, molecular function: mRNA 3'-UTR binding. The coding region runs from base 191 to 3838 and encodes 1215 amino acids. The record is from RefSeq and is a predicted model, not a curated record. Gene Ontology annotation, cellular component: cytoplasm; cytosol. Lineage: Eukaryota; Metazoa; Chordata; Actinopteri; Lampriformes; Lampridae.
CCCCCCCCAAAAAACCCCGAACACACGGCGCGUCUAACGAACACACCCCAUGCGGGACGGGCUGCGCCGACUUCAUUGUCCGGCAUCGGCGUAGACGUCAAAUGUGCACGACUCCCAGCUUCUCCGUGAUGCGGCGGAUCCCCUCCCCCGCGCACGAGACAACACCGAAAUAGACGGGCUUUCCCGUGGAAUGAGCGUUCCAUGCAGCAUCCUAGGUAUGAAUGACGUGGCCUGGCAGGAGACAAGAGGUGGGAUGCUGCAUGCAAAUGGUGCUCCUGAGACUGGGGCUGUCAGAGUUCAUGGAGGAGGCCCCCUAGCUACAGUCGGGGGAGCUGGGCAAGGUCCUGGGGUGCCACAUUUACAGGGCAUGGACCGAAGCGCUAACCCUACCCCAGGAACCCCACAGCCUCCGCUGAGCGGGCGAUCUCAAGAUGAUGCCACAGUUGGAUACUUCUUCCAGAGGCAGCCAGGGGAGCAGCUUGGAGGUUGUGUGCCCAGCAAGCAUCGCUGGCCAACUGGAGAUGGCAAUCAUGUUGACCAGGUCCGUGCUGUGGAUGAGAUGAACUACGACUUUCAAGCUCUUGCAUUGGAGUCAAGGGGCAUGGGAGAGCUUCUACCAGCAAAAAAACUCUGGGACUCUGAUGAACUGGCCAAGGAUGGAAGGAAAGGGAUGCUUCUUGGAGAGGAAUGGAGGGAUAAUGCAUGGGGAUCAUCUCAUCACUCGGUGUCCCAGCCAAUCAUGGUGCAGCGACGACCAGGCCAGAGUUUCCAUGGGAAUGGUGAGGCCAAUUCUGUGCUGUCACCUCGCUCAGAGGGGGGAGGCCUUGGAGUAAGCAUGGUGGAGUAUGUCCUGAGCUCCUCUCCAGGAGAUAAGAUGGAUGGCCGUUAUAGGAAUGGUGGUUAUGGUGGUGGAGAUGCAGAUCAAGAUGGGCGAGAGAAGGGCGACGUCCAAGAGAAAUCAUCGCCUUUUGAGGAAGACAAAAGCACAGAGAUGAAGGUGGGAGAUGACAACGAUGCCUCUAAAGCCCCUGGAAGAGUCUUACUCAAUGGCAUGGACAGAGACUGCAAAGACUUUAACCCAACCCCUGGAAGUCGCCAAGCUUCCCCCACUGAAGCCGUGGAGAGGAUGGGUCCCUGUCAAGCUGGUUUGGAGAUGAUGGGCCAGCACCACUCCCACUCCCUCCAGCAGCAGAAUCCUGCCCAAAACAAAGCCCCUGCUGAGGACUUCCAGAACCAGGAAGCCCAGAACAUGGGAGGCAUGGAGCAACCAGCUGGUGUGGAGUCUCUCCAGUUUGACUAUGCUGGAAAUCAGAUUCAGGUGGACUCCUCUGGCACCCCAGUAGGAUUAUUCGACUAUAACUCCCAGCAGCAGCUAUUCCAGAGAUCCAAUCAUCUGACUGUUCAGCAGCUCACUGCUGCUCAGCAACAACAGUAUGCCCUGGCUGCAGCCCAGCAACAGCACCUCGCUGGCCUCGCUCCUGCAUUUGUGCCAAACCCUUACAUCAUAAAUGCUGGCCCCCCUGGAGCUGACCCCUACACUGCUGCUGGGCUAGCAGCAGCAGCCACACUGGCAGGUCCGACAGUGGUUCCACCACAGUACUAUGGUGUUCCCUGGGGUGUGUACCCAGCUAACCUCUUUCAGCAACAGGCUGCAGCUUCUGCCAAUCAUUCAGCUAAUCAGCAAGCAUCCAAUCAGGGACCAGGGCCAGGACAACCACAGGUGAUGCGCACAGGAACCAGUCAGCGCCCUCUUACACCUGGUCAGGGCCAGCAGAGCCAGCAGGAGUCUCUAGCAGCAGCUGCUGCUGCUGCAGCUAACCCAGCCUUGGCCUACACCGGCAUGCCAGGUUAUCAAGUAUUGGCCCCUGCAGCCUAUUAUGAUCAGACUGGAGCCCUAGUGAUGGGCCCUGGGGCCCGCACUAGUUUGGGUGGGCCUGUCCGCCUGGUCCAGACCCCACUCCUAAUCAACCCGGCAGCAGCACAAGCUGCAGCUGCUGCGUCUGCGUCGGGCUCUGGCAACAACAUGUCUGGUCCUCCAGCAAAUGGGCUGUACCGCUCCAUGCCUCAGCCCCAACCCCAGCCUCAGCAGCAGCAGCCCCCCCCACCCAGCAGCGGCCUACCCUCCAGCUCUUUCUAUGGCUCUGGCUCAGUUCCCGCCACAUCUCAAAGCAGUUCCCUGUUCUCCCACACAUCUGCCGCUCCACCACCACCUAGCUCUUCACUGGGCUUCAGCAGCACUGGAGGCUCCCUUGGUGUGGGCCUGGGCUCUGCACUGGGAGGCUUUGGCUCCUCUGUGUCCAGCUCCACCAGCAGCAGUGUCUCUCGCAGGGAUUCGCUUUUGGCAAGUUCAGACUUGUACAAGCGCGGUGGCAGCAGUUUAACCCCCAUUGGCCAGCCCUUUUACAACAGUCUGGGCUACUCCUCUUCACCCAGCCCCAUUGGCCUAACACCUGGCCACUCCCCACUUACCCCCCCACCUUCCCUGCCCUCCUCUCAUGGAUCUUCUUCCAGCCUUCACCUAGGUGGCCUGACAAAUGGCAGCGGGCGCUACAUUUCUGCCGCCCCUGGAGCAGAGGCCAAGUACCGCAGCACUGGAGGGACGUCCAGCUUGUUUAACUCCAGCAGCCAGCUGUUCCCGCCGUCUCGGCCACGGUACAGUCGGUCUGACGUCAUGCCCUCCGGGCGUAGCCGCCUGCUGGAAGACUUCAGGAACAACCGCUUCCCCAACCUCCAGCUGCGAGACCUUCCAGGACACAUGGUGGAGUUCUCCCAGGACCAGCAUGGAUCCAGGUUUAUUCAGCAGAAGCUGGAGAGGGCCACUCCAGCUGAGAGGCAGAUGGUUUUUGGAGAAAUUCUGCAGGCAGCAUACCAACUGAUGACUGAUGUGUUUGGGAACUAUGUCAUCCAAAAGUUUUUUGAGUUUGGCAGUGCAGAUCAGAAGCUGGCGUUGGCGACACGUAUCCGUGGACACGUGCUUCCCCUUGCCCUGCAGAUGUAUGGUUGCCGGGUCAUCCAGAAAGCCCUCGAGUCCAUCUCCUCUGACCAGCAGGUAAUUAGUGAUAUUGUCCGUGAGCUGGAUGGCCAUGUAUUGAAGUGUGUGAAGGACCAGAAUGGGAACCAUGUGGUGCAGAAGUGUAUUGAGUGUGUCCAGCCUCAGGCCCUACAGUUCAUCAUUGAUGCCUUCCAGGGCCAGGUGUUUGUGCUUUCCACUCACCCCUAUGGCUGCAGGGUAAUCCAGAGGAUUUUGGAACACUGCACUCAGGAGCAAACACUGCCCAUCCUGGAGGAGCUGCAUCAGCAUUCUGAACAGCUUGGCCAGAAAUAUCAAGGCGUAUCAUUGGAGAUGACACCCAAAACAUAUUAUACAGUGUCCAGCGAUGCACUGUUCAAGGAUCAGUAUGGAAAUUACGUUAUUCAGCAUGUCCUAGAGCAUGGUCGACCAGAGGAUAAGAGCAAGAUAGUGGCAGAGGUUCGCGGGAAAGUUCUUGUCCUCAGCCAGCACAAAUUUGCAAGUAACGUGGUGGAGAAAUGUGUGAUCCACUCCUCCCGUGCGGAGAGGGCCCUGCUGAUAGACGAAGUCUGCUGCCAGAAAGAUGGCCCCCACAGCGCCUUGUACACCAUGAUGAAGGACCAGUAUGCCAACUAUGUUGUUCAGAGGAUGAUUGACAUGGCAGAGCCUGCGCAGCGCAAGAUCAUCAUGCACAAGAUUCGGCCUCAUAUUGCCACCUUACGCAAGUACACCUAUGGGAAGCACAUUUUGGCCAAGUUGGAAAAGUACUACAUGAAGAGUGGAUCUGAUUUGGGCCCCAUCGGUGGGCCCACAAAUGGCCUCAUGUAGUUGCCCUGGCAUCCUGGGUCCCCUGAAUGAAUUCCAGAAUCAGAGACCUUUUUUACCCCCACCCAUUUAUCCCCAUAUCCUUAACCCCUGUCCUAUAAGAUGCUCCUCAGCCAUAGGGGUUUACCUGCAGACACCCUUUGUUCUCCCAUUUUGGGGAAAUUACCAAAAAAAAAAAGAUAAAAGCGAAUUCAACUUCACCUAAGAAUGCUGUGAUGUCUGACCCUCUGCCACCCCUGGUGCAGGUCCCCUGCAUGGCCACCAGGGGAAGCAUGGUUUGCAGGCUGUCUCCUGGGUAAAGCACAAGCCCAUUGUUUAUGAUGUAAUUGAUGUAUCUGACUGGUUUUCAUAUUAUCUUGUACAUUUAGUUUUUUACCUUGUAAAUUCUCUGUAGAGGAAAAAAAAAGUUAUACACAUUUGCUGAAAUUUACAAUUCUUACAAUUACACCAGCAAGUGACUUUAUACGGCCAAACUGAGUGAUCCUUUAAAAAAAAACAAA